Clarias gariepinus (North African catfish) is the source of this 4522-nucleotide messenger RNA. RefSeq names its product Fanconi anemia group A protein (gene fanca). NCBI's taxonomy places the organism in Eukaryota, Metazoa, Chordata, Actinopteri, Siluriformes, Clariidae. Gene Ontology annotation, biological process: interstrand cross-link repair. Bases 70 to 4383 code for a protein of 1437 amino acids. The transcript has 42 exons. Gene Ontology annotation, cellular component: Fanconi anaemia nuclear complex. The record is from RefSeq and is a predicted model, not a curated record.
GAUUCUGAUCUAAUGAGAAGACUAUAACACUCUACCGUGUUUAAUCCCACCGCUACACGGAGCUCCAGCAUGGAGGAGUGGAGUCUCUCACAGAGCUCUCAGAGAGGAAGCUUCACCGCGCUCAUGGCGAGUCGGCUCGGGAGGAAGCGGAGGCUGCAGAGUCACAGCGAGCUGCAGGAGGCCUCCAUAAACCUCAUCAACCGCAACCAGAACAUCUCUGUACUCCUGCAGGAGACAGCCGCAGGUGAAGGAGGUCACAGACAGACAGACGGGACGAAGCUGUGUGUGGGAGGGACCAGCGUCAGUGUCCUGGAGUGUGAGCUGCGCAGGCAGGCAGAGGAGCUGUGUGUCCCUGUCUCAGUCCUGUCUGUUAGGGUGUUGAUGGACAGAAUCACGGCUCUUCAGGGAGAACAAGACUCUGCCAUAUUGGACUCCGCCCACAGGGCUGAGCUCAUCUUGUUAUUUCGUGCUGCCCGAGAGCUGUUAAACGUGGGAGUGUUCAGCCCCAGACUGUUCUGGCAGGAGUACUGGAAAAGCCAGCCUGUUCUGGAAGUGGUGUAUCGUCUGCACACUGAGGAGCUGCUUCCACUGCAAUACACACUGACCAGUGAGCCCGACAUGUGUGUGUGGUUGGUGUCUCAGUUACAGGCGCUGUGUAAAUGUGGAGGAGUGGCAAAGGAAGAGGGAGACGUGCGUCAUCACAUUCUCUCCACCGUGGUGUGUGUGUUGGUCCGUGUUGGAUUUGAGGACGAUCAGAACUCCAGUGUGUCUCACUCCUGCUGUUCAGUGCUGGACACUAUGCUCUCCUGGCUUCUGGAUUCAGUAGAGCACACACACAGUACAGACACCACACACAGUACAGACACCACACACAGUACAGACACCACACACACCCCGGGCCCCUCACUGUGUGUACCAGCUGCAGCAGUUUGGCUCCGUGUGUUGGAGUUGUCUGUGUAUUCCGUGUCUGUGUCAGAGGAUGCUGUUCGCCGGUUCUUUACGCACACUCUUACACACACACUCACACACCAGCCCCGUCUCAAAGUGUCGGAUGCGGUAGCGAUGCAGAGUCAGUGGAGUUUUGCUAAAACGUCUCCGCUGAUGACGUCAUUGAUCUGUAAGGUGUGUGUGGUGUUCAGUAUGGAGGAGGUGUGUUCUCACCUGCAGCAGGUGUUAGAUACGCUGGAAGUGAACUGGCAGAAUGUGCUGUCCUGCAUUUCAACACUGCUGGUGUAUCACACAGACACACAGGCCUGCCUCAAAGGGUUGUUGUCCAGGAUGCUGAGCUCGGCGUUUCACUCGUACGAUGUGGAGAAGAUGAUCACCGCCUUCCUGUUAGCUCGACAGGGGGCGCUAGAGGGUCCUGCCAUUUUUCCCUCCUACAGCGACUGGUUCAAGCUCUCCUUUGGCGGGGCGAGCGGUUACCAUGGUAACAGUAAGAAGUCCUUGGUGUUCCUGUUGAAGUUCCUGUCUGACCUCGUGCCUUUCGACCCCCCGCAGUACCUGAAGGUCCAUGUCAUGCACCCACCCUAUGUUCCGGGGAAACACCGCUCUCUCCUGCAGGAGUUUAUCUCUCUGGCCCGGACACGCCUCUCUGACCUCAAGGUUUCCGUUGAACAGAUGGGUAUGUACGAGGUAGUCUCAGGUGCUGCACCUGAGGUUCAGCCGGAGUGUGUUGCACAGCAGGACGUGGAGAAAGCUGUAGCAUUGUUUCAAAGCACUGGCAGGAUCCCACCCACUGUCAUGGAAGCCAGUAUAUUCAGACGGCCUUAUUUCCUGUCCCGAUUCCUUCCGGCUCUGCUAACGCCACGCAUGCUUCCAGAGAAACCUGAUAAUCGCAUGGCCUUCAUUGAGGCACUGAAAAAGGCAGAGAAGAUUCCGGCCGCUCUGUACUCCUCCUAUACCGAGUCGUGUCUGAGGCAGCAGCAGGAGGCAGGUGUGUGUGAUCCAAAGGAGCAGGACCCUCAGGAGGGUGUUCACACUCAGUUAAUGGAGCUGAGGAGGCUACUGACUACCGAGGCUGCUGAAGGAGAGGUGCGCGCACAGAUUGUCAGACUGUCUCAGACGCUGAGCGGUGUGUGUGACCGUCUGGACGAAAAGAGCGAGCGUGAGACCAUAACACUGACCCUGGACCCACAUACUCCAUCACACACACCUCCCGUUGUAAACGUGAUCCUGCAUGGUUUCUGUGAGUGUGUCAUGGCUGCAUGUAGGGUCACUCUGCCAAACAGGCAGUGUCCGUGGGUUGGAGUGUUUCUAAACAUGUUACUAGGACACACACAGCUGUACACACACAUCCUACACAGAGUUCUGCAACUUCUCUGCCUCCAGGGGCCGUCUCUGUCUCCCGCCCAUGUCCUGGCCCUGGCGGUGUUGGUGGUGGAGCUGCAUGUGUGUAGGGACAAGUUUCCCCCAGUGGACCUGUCUCACUCCACCUGUCUCACACACUCUACCCGUCUGUCUCCAUCCGAGGCCCUGAGUGACGCUUUACCUUCUUCCACUGGGGGCAGCAUGGAGUUCUCUCUUAGGUUCUGUGUUUUAGCAGUGUGUUACGCUCUGUGUAAAUCCAGUUCACGCACUGAGGAGCUCACACACUUCAUUCCCUCUCGCCUUUAUAAACGGCUGCUGUUCCUCAUGCCAAGGCUUGUGCCAGAGCUGCGGUCAGGUGUGUUAGCAGCAGUGAGACGGGUAGAUGAGGAGGGGGAGAAGGAGCGCACAGACGAGGGGGAAUGUGUGUGGGCGUGGUCGAGUGUGACCGACCGCAAGAGGAGUGUGAGGAGCUCUGUGACAGCGCUGUGGGGACAAACAUCUGUCAGGAACCUCUGGAAACAACCGGGACACCAGUUGUCGUUUUCUGACUGGCUGAUGUUUGAGCUUCGAGUGCAGCGCAGUGAAGAUGCGCUGUCUGAUACAGAGAGGCAGGUGUACCAGCGGUGGGCGUGUCAGCAGUGGCUCCUCCCCCUGUGUGUGAGCUCUGGAGGCUGUGAGGGAAACACGGUGACGGCGUGUACACACAUCGUCAACGCUGUCUUGGAUAUAGGUGUGUCUCCAGAGAUGUAUUUCCCAGUUCCACCUCACACAGAUUCCUGUAAUGUAGACAUCCUGGCCAGACUGCAGGAGUUGCUGUGGGAACUGCAGUUCACACGCAGGAGUAAAGUGAGAGAGCAGCGUCUCUUCCUGUGGGAUCUGAUGGAUAAAAGAUGCUCCAUGACCUUUGACCCUAAAAAUGUCAGCUCUGAAUUGGAGUUCCAGAGAACUCUACAGGCCUGCAACAGUGUGAUCCUCGCUGUUCCGUCUCCGCUCCUGGUGUGUGUGUGCACUGCUGGAGUAAGAAGCACGCUGGACUGUUCAGCGCUCAUAAAUCACAUCAAUAAUCACCAGAGGAGGGUGUGUGCUCCUGAGGCUUCUCUUUCCAACUCCUUGACGAGCCACUUCCUCUUGGCGGUCCUCAGUGCGAGUGUGUGCUGCGAGUCCCCUGUUGAGGCCGUUAAUGCGACUCUGUCUCAGCUCAAUGUGCGCUGUCCCCUUCUGCUCCUGUCCGCCGUGCGGUGGUGGGCGUGUCUCUCUCCGGUGUUGAGUUCUACGUGGGAGCGUGUGAUUGGAGGGCAGCAGCCUGAAAUGCUACAAACACUCACUGACUGCACAAAGUGGGCCUGCAGGUGGGUGAGGGGUCUCCGAGGUGACGUCCCCCUGGCUCCUGCACUGGUGUUAGCGGCGUGUGUGCACGGAGCAAUUGAACAGCAGGGCGGCGACGCUGAGCUCGUUAAAGCUAAUUUUACUCUGAUUCAACGGCGCAGAGAGGUGCUGGUUUUUCUGCUCUUCUUCUACAUAACAGACUUCCUCUCUGAACACAUCUCACCACAGGGUGUCCGGAGUGUGUCCGGUGCUAAAGCCCUCAGCGUUUCUCUUAUCACACUACUGGCCGACUCUUCUGAUUGGUUGUCCCUGUUCGACCAAUCAGAGCGCAGUAUGGAGCACGAACAUCGCUCAGGAAAGCGCAGUACCUACGCGACUCUGGUCUCCAUGGUAACCACGGACCUGUGUUCACGCCUGAUGCCGUUCGCGUUGUUCAGUGUGCUGGAGGAUGUUGAUGCGAGUGUGUUGAGCAGAGUGAUGGCGGCCCCAGGGUUCCUCUCCCCAGCUGUGAUGUCAUACAACGCACUGAUGGAGCUCUUCCUGCUCGGACACACCGCAGACGUCAGGGCCGACACACUGCAACAGGUACUGCGUGCAGCUCAGCGUAUUGUGUUAAAGAGCAUCUCUUUGAUUCGCCCAGGCUCCAUCACACACACCCAGUUAAGACAGAUGGAGGCGGGCUGCACGGAGCUCGACCCCGAGGUGGCAGCUGCACUCGCGGCCCUGUUGACCAUUGAUGACCUUUGACCUGCUGACUUGCACUGAUUAGAAGACGUCGGUGUGUGUGUGUGUGAUGAGCUCUCUCUAUGGAGGAGGAUUGUGGGUAAUCAUGGGCACGCAAUGGAACUCUGGGAAGUCUAUUCGACACAACCGGGAACAGGAAGUA